GAAAAUAUAAAUAAAAACAACAAAAAAAGCACCAGAUCUAACAAAAAACGGAAAAAAUCCAAAGAUAUCAAAGAAAAAUGGAAGGAGCAUCAAAUGGCAGUGCUCAUAAGAAAACAGCCAGUGGAAGGGUCAAGUGGACCACAGAAAUGGAGAACCUGCUCAUUGACCUGUGGCAGGAAAAAAUAGACGAUUUGCGGGGAGUCCGUAAGAACUCCCACGUUUAUAUGGAAAUGGCCCAGACCAUGAAAGAGGGGUGUGGUCUCGAUGUUGGAUGGACGGAAGUGCGAACGAAGGUUGAAAACUUGACCAAAAAACACAGGAUGGAAAAAAAUAAAGUGGGGCCAAGCGGAGGGGCUCCCUCUGGAUGGCAGCAUUUCGAGAAGCUGCAAGCCUUUUUAGGAGCCUUCCGAGUAAACAACUUGGAGCAAAGCACCCUGGAUAACGAGAAUAUUAAUCAGUUUUUUUCGGACGUGAUCGAGGUGGACCUAGACGGAUCCUGCAGCUCCAGCGCACUCUCUGUGAGCAAUGGGCCCCCACAGAAGCGCACCAAGCUGGAUAGCGUAGUGGCUCCGCUCGUAGAGGUGUCCAGAGAGCGCCUAGCUGCUCAGAAAGAACACAAUAAAAAGCAGGAGGAUCACCACAAGAGGCAGGAGUAUCUCCUCGAGGAGCUGAUCCGAGCCCAGACGACAUUUCAAACGGAUUUUAUGCAAUUUUUAUGAGAAAAUAAACAGUAGUAGUAGGUUAAGUAGUAUUAGGUUUAAAUUUAAGUAAUUUUAAUAAAUG
Drosophila obscura is the source of this 783-nucleotide messenger RNA. RefSeq names its product myb/SANT-like DNA-binding domain-containing protein 1. NCBI's taxonomy places the organism in Eukaryota, Metazoa, Arthropoda, Insecta, Diptera, Drosophilidae. Gene Ontology annotation, biological process: positive regulation of DNA-templated transcription. The transcript has 4 exons. Bases 78 to 719 code for a protein of 213 amino acids. Gene Ontology annotation, cellular component: nuclear body. The record is from RefSeq and is a predicted model, not a curated record.